GUCUGGGCCCGCAGUACCCGGUACUUUAGGAUCUGCGCUUGGCGCUGCGUUUUCCGCCAUCAGCUAGUGACACGCGCCCGCUUUUGAUUGUAACUCUACCACCCCGCCGAGGCUACGCAAGCAAAACCGCCCGUCAAACAGCACCCAUCCAAUCACCGCAUCGCUCCAGAGCCACUUCCUGCCAUUGCGCAUUGUUGCAGCCUCCGACCAGUGGCUGGCUCCCGUCCCGUCCUGCUUGUCAACCUGCGCUGCAUCUGUCUGUACCUCUAGUGGACACCUCUACGAACCUUACAUCAGAACUGGCCUUUUGCUAAAGUCUGUCUGUCCUUCGACCCCAUUGGCAUUCAAACUUGGCGACAUCUCGAAAAGAGCUACCGACCUAGAGACUCUCGUCGUCAGCUCACAACCCUGCGGCGCACGACGACGAGCUGCCCUGUUGAUGAUCGCCAUCCGCCCAUCUCGGAGCUCACCCGCGAGCCGCCGGUCGCCCAGCUUUCCUCUCGAUUCUGGAUCCUACUCCGUCACCAACCCAUAAACAACCACAUCGUCGCGAAACCGCCAUUACGAUAUGAUAUCCGCGACGGAUAUUGCGGGAACGGCCUUGCGCCUUGUCCAACGUGCCACCGAAGAGGGCGACCCUGAAGGCUCCGAUGGCUCACAGAAGGAGAUCUUCGCCGCAUGGGCGCUAUUCAUUUCCAUCAUGCUACUCAUCACAGCCUUCUUGACGAGCUACUUCCUCCAAGAGCGGAAGAUCGAGGCCGUCCACGAGACGGUCAUCUCAAUCUUUGCAGGAAUGACCGUGGGGCUGCUCUUGCUCGUGACCUCUGGCGAUUCGAUCCGAAACCUCAUUAGCUUCGACUACCAAAUCUUCUUCAACCUACUACUACCACCGAUCAUCCUCGCCUCCGGUUACGAAUUACAUCAGGCCAAUUUCUUUAGGAAUAUGGGUACCAUCCUGACGUUCGCUUUCGCCGGAACCUUUCUUUCAGCUGUCGUCAUCGGCCUCAUUCUAUGGCUCUAUGCGUUGACCGGAGUCGAGUCCAUAAGCAUGUCCUUCGUCGACGCCAUCUCUGUGGGCGCGACCCUGUCGGCCACCGAUCCCGUCACCAUCUUGGCCAUCUUCAACUCAUACAAGGUGGACCCCAAGUUGUAUACCAUCAUCUUUGGCGAAUCGAUCCUCAACGACGCCAUUGCUAUUGUUAUAUUCGAGACGGCGCAAAAGUACAAGAAAGGCGAUGCCUCCAAGCUCGGCGUUUUGAGCUUCUUCGAGGGUAUCGGCAUCUUCUUGAUCGUCUUCUUUGGAAGCUUGUUGAUUGGUGUGCUCGUUGGAGUUAUGACGGCAUUGCUUUUGAAACUCACCUACAUUCGACGAUACCCCAAGAACGAGAGUUGUCUGGUUGUAUUGAUCGCGUAUGCUACCUACUUCUUCUCGCAUGGCAUCCACAUGUCUGGCAUUGUCUCAUUGCUAUUCUGCGGUAUAACGCUAAAACAUUACGCUUAUUUCAACAUGUCCCGUCGGACCCAGCUUACGACCAAGUUCAUCUUCCAGAUCCUUGCGCAGCUGUCAGAGAACUUCAUCUUCAUUUAUCUCGGUCUAGCGCUGUUCACAGAUAAUGCGCUGCAGUUCCGACCGCUGCUGAUCAUCAUUACUGUUUGCGCUGUUUGCGCUGCUCGCUGGGUAGCGGUAUUCCCCCUAUCUCGCCUCAUCAAUUGGGUCAUUCGCUACAGGGCUCGCCGAAGGGGCGGAGGAGAGGUGAGCGAUGAGUUGCCCUACAACUAUCAGGCGAUGCUUUUCUGGGCUGGUUUGCGUGGAGCUGUCGGUGUCGCUCUUGCUGCACUUCUUACUGGCGAAAACUCUUACGCGCUCAAAGCCACCGUCCUAGUGGUUGUGGUGCUAACGGUCAUCAUCUUUGGCGGCACGACGGCACGUAUGCUGGAGAUCCAAGGAAUCCGCACCGGGGUCGUCGAUGAAAUUGACAGUGACGACGAAUUCGACAUUGAGUCGUUUAACGGCGGACAAUAUGUUAAGCGCAAUAGCACCGGCAUCGGAUAUAAUCCUAGGCGGAACGGCAGCCUGUCGCUGGACAACAUCUCCUCGCGCAACGGCGCUCGGCCAACGGUGGGAUCAGAACGCAGCAGCUAUGUCUCGGGCUCGCACUCACCGAACCCGGUCAAGAGACAAUCGAGUCUCAGUCGCAAGAACUCUGAGAUCGAGAGGUCUGAUCUGCUGGGACGGAGCGGCAACACGACGGACUCGGACCUAGGGAGCGAUAUCGACACGUCGGACCUCCCGCCCCCAGCCCGUCGGGACCCGCGCCGCACAAGCCCGAUGGUCACGCCUGGAGCCUCGCAGGCGACCGGGUCUUCUGCCGGUGGUCUCCUUGCGCAGACCGAGCCUGCCGCCGGAACUUCGGUGGCGCCUCACCAUGUUUCAGCGACGACUGCCAUCAGACAGCUCUUUAGCCACGGGGCCGAGGACGCGGCGGGUCUGUUCAGGCAGCUGGACGAGGAUUACAUCAAGCCGACGUUACUGCUCGACGGCAACACCCGCGGCAAUGGCUCUGGCUCCGGGCCGGGUGCGGUCUAGGCCUAGUGGUCCGUCGGUUAAUGGCGUGUGGCUUUCGUUUCCAUAGUCAUUUCUUUCUCUGUACAUGUCAUUAAGGGAAGGGAAGGGCGGGCUUGCUGGGUUUUAUAUUUUCUGUUGCUGUUAGACACGUGGUCAUGUAUCGCACGCACACACGCACUCCGAGGCGAGGCCAGGAAGUGUAUAGUCGCAUUCAAACGGGCGUUUUGGGCGCAUAAUUUUAUAGAGAGCUUGGCCGCAGGUAGCUUGCGGCCAUGAGAAAUUUCAACUGGCA
Molecule: messenger RNA, 2858 nt
Organism: Colletotrichum scovillei
Lineage: Eukaryota; Fungi; Ascomycota; Sordariomycetes; Glomerellales; Glomerellaceae
Product: sodium/hydrogen exchanger 3
Exons: 5
Coding region: 569-2587 (672 amino acids)
Biological process (GO): proton transmembrane transport; vacuolar acidification; sodium ion transport
Cellular component (GO): fungal-type vacuole membrane; early endosome; late endosome
Molecular function (GO): sodium:proton antiporter activity
Source: RefSeq, a predicted model, not a curated record